This is a messenger RNA of Endocarpon pusillum Z07020, 1446 nucleotides long. RefSeq lists its product as uncharacterized. Bases 1 to 1446 code for a protein of 481 amino acids. The transcript has a single exon. NCBI's taxonomy places the organism in Eukaryota, Fungi, Ascomycota, Eurotiomycetes, Verrucariales, Verrucariaceae. The record is from RefSeq and is a predicted model, not a curated record.
AUGAGAAGGCAGCAUGUUUGGCAACGCCUUGCUGGAUCGGCAUCAAUUGGUCACCGUCCUUAUGGGAUGCUACGCAGAAGCCGCACUGCCUUUGUCGUAUUGUCCUCUCAUCAGGUGCAGCCUGUACAAUUUCCAGAACGCAAUCGGUCCUAUUUGAGUACGUUUACCAAGACGUUGGGUGACCGUAAAGUCCGCCUUCGUCCUCUCAGAUGUUCUCACCAAAAUCGACGAGUAUCAUCAACUAACAGCAGUAUUGCCACCACAGUCAGCAUCACUCGACCCGCUCAAGACGAAGACCCUGCUGCAGCCCAUAUCGGUAUAUCUGACGUGGAAGACAUAGCGUCCUAUAAUUGGCUGGAGAAACCCACGCCCACCAUCCUAGUCCCGGGUAUACCUCCAGUCUGGUCCGUCCCGAAAAUCACUCCUCGAUUGCUGCCAGAUGUCGGCAAGCGCGUUCGCUACAUCGACGAGAACGCUGAUCGCUAUCCAUGGUCACAGCUCGAGCCUCUAGUUCAGGCGGUCACAGCUACACAUCCAGAUUUCGAUUUCAAUGGCCUAGAUGUUGUGACCGACAGGCGGCCAAUCCGACAGGUUCUGGAGUGGGCGACAGGAAAGUCCAAAGAGUUCCAGUUCGGGGUUGAGGUCGUUCGGAAUACUGCUUUCUUUAUAAGAACCGAGAAACACGCACGUGAGACAGUUCGUUCUGGGAUGUUUCGAGGGUAUCGGCGCGCCUUCGAGCAGUCAUAUUUCAAGAUACCAUUUUACGCCCAAGACACUACGGCUCAUUAUGCUAUGAUUCGUUACCGGCUUGGUACAUUGAAGGCCCUUAUCUGCUCGACUUUUGAUGGCUAUCUGCCGGAAGAGGUCUCAGGUCACGACACUUCGGCAAGCAGAAGUACUCAUGGUCAAGCGGAUAUGGCCAAUUUCAGGAGCUCUAUCUCUCACCUUCCGAGGGCUCCAUCGAUCAAAGACACACCAGAGGCGCCAAGUUUGACUGUGCUCCGAGGCAAAAAGGAGGUUCCUCAUUCGGCCCUCUUCGAACUCUCAACGCGUUCAAAGUCUAGAAAGACACCAAUUAAUAUAGAGGCCAAAUUUCCAGAUAUGUGGCUAUCCCAGACGCCAUACUUUGUCACCGCGCUCCAUGAGAACGUUAAAUCGAGACAAUCUCGUGAUAAUAAGGAAUUACCCCCUUUCGCCGAGUUCAAGGAUAUUCAAAUCACGCAUAUCAAGGAAAAACUGCAACAAUGGGAAGAGGCUAACCAGUCGAGCAUCAGAAAAUUUGUGGUCGUGCUGCAGCAAAUCCUUGAGCAGGCAGCGGCUAUGGAAGCACCUUGUAUGGUUACCCAUGUGAAGACCGGGGAAGGUCUGAGGUUGUCAAGGGUGCACCCUGGCUCGUUCGCGGGGUCGCCAGAGAGCUUGAAAGCCAGACUGCGUGACAGUAGUUGA